Messenger RNA from Exophiala mesophila, 4167 nucleotides. RefSeq lists its product as uncharacterized. The record is from RefSeq and is a predicted model, not a curated record. NCBI's taxonomy places the organism in Eukaryota, Fungi, Ascomycota, Eurotiomycetes, Chaetothyriales, Herpotrichiellaceae. Gene Ontology annotation, cellular component: membrane. The transcript has 2 exons. Gene Ontology annotation, molecular function: ATP binding; ABC-type transporter activity; ATP hydrolysis activity. Gene Ontology annotation, biological process: transmembrane transport. Bases 388 to 3318 code for a protein of 976 amino acids.
ACUCACGAUCUCUUUCUCUUAGCACGAUAUCUUCUCCACCACAUUCGACUCUGGACGUCGGCCAUUUCUUUCCAUAUCUCAUUCUCCAUCUCCUUCGUUGUAAUCGUUCCUUCAGUCUCUCGCUCAACCCCGCCUUGUCGUCAUCUAUAUCAGCCUCUCUCCUCGCCACGCCCGACAAGGCAAGCCACCCACCCUUAUCCUCGCCCUCGCCUUCAAUCUCCCUCUCCAUCUCGUCACCGGCCGGGUCAGCCACAUUUUCACUAUAGUCCCGCCGGUGAUCCGACUCCAACGUCUGCUCGACAAAUCCUCAUUUCUUUGGUCUUUGGGCGGCUCUUUGCUUUGUGUUUCUUGUCCUGAUUUCUUCCUGGCCCGAGACAUUGAAGGAUCAUGCUCAACCACAGCCCGAAUUUUGCCCAGCUUCGAACUUCACUCCACAUUCUCAAUGUAGCAAGAUCACUCUAUCCAGCUGUUGUCAUUGCUCUUUUCAGCUUCGCUUUUAUCCUCUACGGCAUCAAAACCGCCCCCGACAAUGGAGACAAGGUUCAGAUACAUGCAAUGCGUGGCCCUGGUGGUCGACCAUUGCCAAUACGUCGAAAGUCUGCCAAUCAGAUCAAAGAGGCCGCCGCCAUCAAGGACUUCCCCCAGAGAUCCAAAUUGGUUCUACGCCUGAUGCAGGCUCUUGUUCUAUUGACCUUCCUACUCAAUGCUGCCAUAGUUCUUUUUCAAGUCACUUUGAACAGAAAGCAGGAGUGGUGGCCCGGCCAAAGCGCUGUCGUCUACAUCAUCGCUUCGAGUUUCGCGUACAUUGUCAUCUUGAUUUCCAUGAUUGAUCAGAAGCCAUCACCCACCAUUGCUCAUUUCCUGACUUGGGUAACAGCCCUGCCUCUGGAGAUCAUCAUUCUCGCCACUCUCCUUCAAAUUUAUACAGUUCCUCACUUCGAGCCUCAGGUGGGAAAUCAACUCGGUGGCGUCUUCAGAAGUGCCAUCACGGGAUGGGAAACCAUCGAAGUCAUUGUCAAUAUCGUCCGCAUCGUCCUCCUUCUUGGAAUGGUCGUCAUCUACCUUACUGUCAAACUUCAUCUCCGGAAAAAGACAUCUUCAUCGGACCACGACAACGAGAGAACUCCUCUUCUCAAUGGCUCUUCGGGCAAUACGCUCCAUCCAAAUGGACAUGCACGUCACCCCGCCCAACCCUCCGAGCCUAAGGAGCAAGUCGACGCCUGGGCAAAACCUACUGAACAACCUACAAUUUCCUGGUAUUCAUACAUCCGAGGCUUUGUCAUGUUGAUCCCAUAUCUUUGGCCGAAGAAGUCGAUCAAGUUGCAACUCCUCGCUUUCUCGUGUAUCCUUAUCCUGGUCAGUCAGCGCGUCAUCAACGUCUUUGUUCCCAUAAUGGUCGGCAGAAUCACGGAUGCUUUGUCUGGUGACACUGAGAAGGGUGUGCAUGCGCCAUGGCUUGACAUUUCCUUGUACAUCUUGUUUAGAUGGCUGCAGGGUUCACAGGGUAUCCUGACCGCUGCCAGAAGUAUUCUCUGGAUCCCCGUCGCACAGUACUCAUACCGUGCCAUAUCCACUGCCGCCUUUGAGCAUGUCCACAAUCUCAGCGCCGAGUUUCACACGGGCAAAAGGACCGGAGAGUUGAUCUCAGCCUUGAACAAGGGCAGUUCCAUUAACAGUUUUCUCGAGAUGGUCACCUUUCAGGUUGGCCCCAUGAUAUUUGACCUGGUCGUGGCGAUCAUCUAUCUCACUGCCAAAUUCGACGUCUAUCUUGGCCUCGUGGUCUCCAUUGUCACCUUUCUCUAUAUCUAUGUCACGAUUCGUCUUGCAGCAUGGCGCGUUACCUUACGUCGCAAUUACGUCAAUGCUGAGCGAGAAAUGGAGGCUGUCAAGAAUGAUUCUCUUCACUCUUGGGACACGGUCAAGUAUUUCAACGCGGAAGAGUACGAGUUUAAUCGAUACAGGACUGCGAUCAAAACGAUGCAACGCUUCGGGUACUGGGUCGACGUCACCCUGUCCUACAUGAACACUAUCCAAGGGGCCUUGUUCAUGAUGGCGCUUCUGGUGGCCAGCUUCAUCGAGGCCUGGGAAGUGGCCCGAGGUGAUCAAUCGGUUGGUAAAUUCGUUCUACUCAUCACAUACAUGGCUCAGUUGCAAGGCCCACUAAACUACUUUGGCACCUUUUACCGUGCGAUUCAAAACAGCCUGAUCAAUGCCGAAAGGAUGCUCGAACUGUUCAAAGAACAACCCCAUGUCACGGAUCGCGAAGAUGCUGUCGACAUCAAAGAAUGCGCUGGCGACAUCGUUUUUGAUAAUGUCUCUUUCAGCUAUGACAAACGCAGACCGGCUCUUGAUCGCUUGAGCUUCAGGUGUCGACCAGGUACCACCACAGCUUUUGUAGGUGAAUCUGGCGGUGGCAAAACCACCGUCAUGAGACUCAUCUUCCGUUACUACAACCCCGAAUCCGGCCAGAUCAGAGUCGACGGCAAGGACGUGCAAGAUAUCACGAUGAAUUCUCUCCGCAGUUUCAUUGGCGUUGUACCUCAGGAUUGCAACAUGUUCAACGAAUCUAUCAUGUACAAUCUAAAGUAUGCCAAUCAAAACGCGACAGACGAGGAUGUGUAUGAAGCGUGCAAAAAGGCCUCAAUCCACGACCGAAUCUUGGAUUUUGCCGAUGGCUACGACACAAAAGUUGGAGAACGAGGAGUGAGGCUUUCUGGUGGCGAGCGGCAAAGGGUUGCCAUUGCCAGAACCAUUCUCAAGAACCCCUGCAUUACCAUGCUCGACGAAGCCACGGCCGCCUUGGAUACAGAGACCGAAGAGAAAAUCCAGGAAUCUUUUGAUACUUUGGCCAAGGGCCGCACCAUGAUCAUUAUUGCACACCGUCUCAGCACAAUUGUUAAUGCCGAUCAGAUUCUGGUCCUCAACCACGGCACAGUCGUGGAAAGUGGAACCCAUGAUGAACUCAUCGCCCGUGGUGGCAAAUAUGCAAGCAUGUGGCGCAAGCAGUCACGCGCCCAGAAAGCCGCCGCUGAGGCAGCUGAGUUGAGGACGAGAGCCAAAAAGGCACUCGAGGACGCUGAAGCUGAUAGCGCCAGCGUGAGUGAGGAAGAACUCGACCACUCCAAACGACACAGUUACCGUAAGGGACAUAAGCGUGUCAAUUUCAGCCAGAGCAGCAACCUCAGACCAUGGCUAGGUGAUGACCAUGAUGAUUCAAGAUCUGAGAGCUCCCAAACUGGAGGUGAACGACAUGGGGAAAGCCGUGCAGGCGUCAAAGAUUCGUCAGGACCAAGUGGCAAGCCGCCUGGACACCCUUGACUCUGAAUAAGAGCAGACACCCACUGUGCCUAUCGACCGCUGUGACCCUGCGCAACUUGCAGUAACAACUUCAUUUGUGGACAUAUACAAACUCUUUCUUGUUUACUUUUUGGCGCCUUGGUGGUGAAGGCAGUAAAAUCUUUGACCUUCAAUCUUGAUCCUGGUUCUUGGGUCAACAUGAGAUGACAACUUCGGCCCCGAGCGAUCGCAACUACACGAGAGCGAGAAUUCCAAAGUAAUCAUGGACUUCCUGUCUGGCUCCAGACCUGUCAUUACCAAUCAUCUGAUCCCACCACCGGACCUGUAUACUGGAUUCCAGACCCAACGACCUACGUCAGCUUUUUCUUAUGAGGUUAUCAACGAGUCAAGAGGCGCUCGUUGUUGUUGGACAUUCUUCUUAUAAAAUACCGACAAUGUUAAUCAACGACAGAAUAGCCCUCGCGGGCCGGGAAAAUGCUCACGGAAGAUGGAUUAGAAGAGGGGGAUGAGAAUGAGAAUACGAUUGGUGCCUCGCGGCGAUGGUGCAGACUGAGAUUCGCACAAAAGGUUCGGGUUAGGCAUGACGACUGUACAGUCAAUCUGAUAUGUGUGUGGUGCGGGUGGAUGUCGGGCUGGAAAAUUGUCGAGUCUUUGUCAUGGUGGAGCGAUGACAAGUAAUGAGCAACGAGACAACGAGGCUGGAAGUAAUUUUGGGUGGUAACAGCUUGAGGAACAGCAUGCAAUCAUGAGCACAGAAAUACCAGCUUCUUUUGUUACUCUUUCGGGUUUCCCAAUCAUGGUGUAUGUUGCCCAGCAAAUAGCCAAAAGCCUGUGAAUUUGCAAGUCGGAAUUGUAAUUUCAGUCUCUGCU